CGUCACAUACCGGAAAGGAAGCCAAGGACUAACAACAACAGCGAAAUCCUACUAAAAACAUGACCACGGCAGCUCUGACAGCUGGACUGGAGCGCAUCCCCGACCAGCUCGGGUAUCUUGUUAUCAGUGAAGACGGAGUUCUGGCUUCUGCAGGAGAGCUGGAGAACGACGAACACACGGCUGGUGUAAUGAUGCAAAUGGUGCGAACAGCAAGCCACUUCAGGUUAUCAGGAUCAGUCGAUGUACCCUUUAAGCGCAUGUCAGUGAUCCUGGAUGACUUUGUUUACACAGUGACCGUGUCUGCUCAGAAAGUAUUUGUGGUAAAACGGCAACAAAACCAACGAGAGCCUGUCAACGUAUAAACAAGAACUGGGAGCAGUGGGCUUCAUUAAGCUCCAGUUGUUACAGUUGAGCUACUGUUAAAU
Molecule: messenger RNA, 425 nt
Organism: Periophthalmus magnuspinnatus
Lineage: Eukaryota; Metazoa; Chordata; Actinopteri; Gobiiformes; Gobiidae
Gene: lamtor4
Product: late endosomal/lysosomal adaptor, MAPK and MTOR activator 4
Exons: 4
Coding region: 60-362 (100 amino acids)
Biological process (GO): cellular response to amino acid stimulus; positive regulation of TOR signaling
Cellular component (GO): lysosome; Ragulator complex
Molecular function (GO): guanyl-nucleotide exchange factor activity
Source: RefSeq, a predicted model, not a curated record